CGUUCAAAAAAUUAACGAAAUCGCUAAAUAGUAAAGUACGUUAGAAGCAAAGAGAGUGAUAGAAAUCAAUAAAGGUCUCGCAGUUGACUUUUGUAUUUUAAAGUUUAGAAAUUCAUAUUAUCGAGUAGAGAGAUCUUGGGAGUCGAUUCUGUAUUUCCGAAGAAAGUGAAAAUAUUAUGAAAAGUAAGGAGCAUUGUUUCCACUGAUUGAUGUAUACUUUUACAAUUAACAAUAUAUACCAAUCACUGUUGCUCACUUUUCACAUUUUUACUUCUUUAGAAACACAGAAUUGACCCCCCUUGUCGAAGGACAAUUUCCAGAGCUGAACUUGAUCACGUGUGUAAAUACGUAAUUUUCGUCACAACAAUUUGCUGCCAUUUUUAAACUGGAUAACAGGCUCGUUAAACUUUCGCGCCUAAAGCUUUUUGCAUGAUUGCAUUGUCCACGUUCGCGAUUCAAUUGUCUUCGUCAAUCUGUCGGACCCGGCGAGGGCGGCUCGAUCGGGCUUGACCAGGCUCAACGUCUGUGGCGAUAUCUGGCCAUCCCUUUAGCCAAAACUAAACUUAUCUACCUUAAAUAAAUAAAGUGUUCGGUGAGACAAAGAGUCGCGCCGCGAGCAAGUGUUCAUGGGUAAGCGAGGCGGAACGGCGGCCAAUCGCCAGUUUCAAACGAGAUCUGUGCGUGUUAGAACUCGUCGUCGACCGUCUGGUUCUACGCUCGAUCCGACUAUUCAGCAGAACCGUCGUCGCGUACACGACGACAUGCUUCGUCCCUCGUCGUCGGGAAGCAAGAUGUAUCCGUGCAUUGCGGACGUGUCCCGCAGGAAGACUUCGCGCGACAGGUUGUCGUCGCCGCGCGAUUACCGAGUCCCCAGCACGAAGCUCAGGAACGUGAUUUGCGUCGUCUGCAGGUGCAAGUUCUACGUGUCAGAUGUAUCAAACCUGAAUAAUCUCAAUGGAUCGAUAUCGAAAGGAACUCUGGUACCAUUGCUGUUGGAUUGUGGACAUCCAAUAUGCAAUAAAUGUAACAGGAAAAUCAAAAUUAGAAGUUGUAUUCCAUGUAAUAAAAUCUUUCUGGACAAUAAUGUGCAGGGUUUGCUUCCAUUGAAUUUAUAUGCACUAGGAUUGAUUAUUUCAUCCUAUCAUCGUCCACUGCAGAUUGACGAUGACGAAUUUUCGUUUUGUCAUAAAUUAUCUGUACAGCUGCGGGAGGUAGCAAACACAGGAUGUUGCCAUGAAUGUGGGAAUCGAGCAAAUGUUAAGUGUCCACAAUGCAUGGUUCUCUAUUGCCACUGCUGCUAUUUAAAAAUUCAUGGAAGAGCAUUACAGAGUCACACAAAAAUUCCAAUAAGUGAAGAAGACUCCAACAACCCCGCUGCUCUCUUGAAUAGCUGUUCGUCAACAUGUACAGAGAUGUUAAGCCGUUUUUGUAAUGACUGUAACGUGGCUGGUUGUUCAAAUUGUUUUUUCAACUCCCACAAACUACAUGAUCAUGUAUCAUUGUCAGUAAAGAACCAGACCAUGAUAGAUGAGUUCAACGAGACUUAUAUGAACAUCGAAGAUACGCUGCUACGUGUUUGUGAGACAAAAGAGAAAGUAAAUUCAGCGAUUAUAUCCAAUACGUACAACUUGCAAAAUAGCGAAGCCAUCGAAGCAUCAAUCGCCCAACAUUUUGCGUAUCUACACGGCGUUCUCCAAAACACGGAAGCGAAAUUGAUGAACCAGCUGCAACAGCAAGAUGAUAUCCUCAAGAAUAAUUUAGAGGAAAUCCAAACACAGCUUAGUUCACAGGAGGCAAAGUUGAAGUUGACGUUACAGAUAGCCUCCUACGUGAAAGAAACCUUCCACAAGGUGGACGUACAAAAUGCGAUAAACAUUCUUACGGAAAUGGCGGAUCUCCCUUGCCAUCUUAUGUACAAGGACAUGGGCCAGAAUCACAACGCAAAACUUAUCAUCGAUAACUCGAUCGUCGCAGCCAUAGAAGAUCACUGUACAAUCGAAUUGCCACCAGUCUCAUCCUAUAGUCUUUUGAGAAAAGAUGAGCUACCAAAGAAUUACAUGGUGUCACCUUUACCAAAAAAACCGCGUACAACUAAACAAUUACAAAAUGAUAUAGAGAUCAUUGAUUUACAAUCGUCUGUAAUACAACCAUCGUCAAGUGAACCGUCACUGAAUAAACCAUCACUAAGUGAACCAUCACCAUCGACAUCCAUCAAGACGGAAAAUAAAAAAGAAGAAAGCAUUUCCGAGUUUAAGGUGAAAGUGACGUACACUGUCAAUCCAUCGUUGUUCUUCGUCCAAAAAGUGGCCACGAAAGCGGACUUCAUGCAGUUGGAGAAAGACCUGAUAAUAUACGCAAACAAUUACAAACAAGAAGCCCCGAUAAAUAUUAAUCAGGAUGACAUGUGCAUUGUUAAACAGUGGAAAACAGUACCGGAUGGUACUGAGUGGUAUCGAGGAAGCGUAAAGUUGGUGACCAAGACUAAAGAUGGCGGAAAGAUAUACAAUGUACUUUACAUAGACUAUGGCUAUGAGGAAUACAACGUAGUGGCCCCGAGAGUGUUAGAAAUCCCUGACCAUUUACAAACACUGCCACCACAAGCGAUUCGAUGCAGCUUGCAUGGCGUGGUACCCAAGAAUAUGUUCUGGACGAAGUCGAGCAUAAAUGACUUCAUGCGGCUGAUCAGUGGAAUUGAAUGCACGAUGUCCGUCAUUAAAUCCACCCCUGACAUGCUAUAUGUCGAUCUAUGUUUAAUCCAUACUAAUAUGGGUCCACAAUCAAUGUGUACCACUAUGAAAAUGAUGAAUCACGCGCGUUUGGAUAUAAAUCAAAAUAGUGCCCAAAAAUCGGAAACUACUUAUGUUUAUAACAAAGAAGGACUUAUAUUAAAUAAGACGGUGAUAGUUAAUGUUGGCUGGAUUGACUCUCCGGAUCAAAUUUAUGUCUCUAAAGCAACGCUAAAAAGUCAGUUUUUGAAACUAAGAAAUGAGCUGAAUGAGUAUUAUAAAAAAGAAACUUCGGCAAAAAUGAUUGAAACACCACAGAAAGGUUUACCAUGUGCUGUGCAAUUAGACAAUGAUAUCUGGUAUCGCGGCGAAAUCACUGAAAUAGUUAAUGAAAAUCAAGUUAAAGUGUUUUGCGUGGAUUGGGGACGUACCUUACUUCAAGACCGCGAUGCAUUACGAGUGAUUCCACAUAGAUACACCAUAUUUAAGGCGCAAGCCAUAAAAAUAUCGUUAAUGUAUGUCGCGGCUCAACCUGAUGGAACAUGGAAACCAGAAGCUUGUGAAACUUUGAUGACUCUUUUCAAUGAAGCAAAAUGUAUCCUGGUGAAUCCUCGAAAACAAAUAGAGAACGGAUAUAUCGGAUGUAUGUACAACGACAAUGUCGACAUCAGCCGACAGUUAAAAAGCGCAGGCGUCGUUAACGAUUUUAAUAUGAGCAAAUUGAAGAAAAAAUCACGAACCCUUAAAUAUCCUUCAAUAGCAUGUCCUUCAGAACUGGAGAAAACUGAUGAUACUGUCAAAGACUUUUCCAUUUUGUUAGAUGACACGGAGAGUAUAAUCAGUAAAGACGAGACACCUAAAGAUCCGUUCAAAGUAGAAGUACGUGUUCAACGAGUGGUUACACCAGAUUGCAUCUACGUUGCGCAGGCAGAAUAUGAAAAAUCAAACGCAAAAAUGGUUUCUGCAAUGCAAAAAUUCUAUGAUAACUUUCUCUCCGCACCGCGAGACAAUUGGAAAGAAGGCGCACUUUGCGCUGUGUAUUCCGUAAAGGACAAGUCCUACUUCCGCGCGAAAAUAUUGAAGAUAACAUCUCCAACAGAGGUGUUGGUUUAUUUCUACGACAUGGGUAUUGAAGAAACGGUGACAAUGAAGGAUAUACAAAUUCUCCAUUCAAAAUUUGCUAAGGAAAUGACAUAUUGCUUCAAAGUGAAGCUGGCUGGUAUUUUGCCCUGCGGCGGAUCAUCCUCGUGGCCAUCGUUAUCCUGCUUAACGCUAUCUGAGAUUAUACGAGAUAAUGCAUAUUGUAAAUUUUAUAUCACUAAACCGGUUCAAGAAGAAAUGUCAGAUGACGUGGUACCUGUUGAGCUUUGGGUAAGACAGGCGAAAAUACCAGGGCCAUUAGCACCGACUAAAAUAGAGAUAAAUUCUGUCAACCGAAUGUUAGUGGAAAAGGGUGUCGCCUUGCCCAUUAAGAAUUACUUCGCACAAGCAGACUCGACUCUCGCUAAAGAAUUUAAGCAGCAGUUGGAGAGCGGUAAUUGGAUCGCGACAUUUGAUGAAGAAGUGAAAUGGUUUAACAAGGCGGACGAGACUGAAAUGAACGAUUCCACGAUAUCGCAUAAAACCGAUCCGUCGUAUCAUAAUAAUAUUGACAUUUUAAACACUUCAACUUGGAAUAUUAAAUCCAAUGAUACUAUGACAAAUCGUGAGUGUGCAGAGAAGUUCUCAGACUGGUUACCACCGAACGAAAUAACGGAAGAAGUGUUUCAUUCCAUACCAACGUAUGUGGAUAACAAAUGUGUCGUGUACUUACAUUCUAAGAAAUAUAAUGCCGAUAUGCUGCACUAUAUAGAAACCGAGUUGCAAAAUCAUUAUAAGAAUAUUAAAAUAAACAAAGAAAAACAAUGGAAAGAAGGAGAAAUAUGUAUCGCUCAAUAUCAUUAUAAUCAAAAGUGGUAUAGAGGUAGAAUUGCAAAAAAUUUAGGAAAUAUAUUACAGGUGGAAUUUGUCGAUUACGGCAAUGUGGAAGACUGCGAGAGAGAGCAUGUAACAGAUUAUGUUAGACUGGGACACAUUCCUAUCCAGUGCACAAAAUGCGUCAUCAGUGGAUUAAGACCGGCAUCCCCAAGUGGUAAAUGGAUGUUGCAUGAUCUAGAUCGCAUACACGCGCUUCUUGUUGAUCAAGAAUGUAAGGUGUCCAUUUUACAACGUCAACCCGCAUAUUUAUCUGUAUCAAUAACAUUAUUGCGGCCAUGGAAAUGCGACCUUUUGUUGUACCUCACAAAUCAUAUGGAUAUGAAUAUCAAGAUCGAACGAAAGGACUGGAACGAUUCGGAUAAUUCCGAUGAAGAUUUGAACUCCACUAGGGAUGUUGUGAUUGAAGAUACAAUAAGCGACUACGAUAAGCUAUGCACAGCCGAUACUGUCAAAAAAUCUUUAUCAGAAACAAAUACGCUGAAUAAUACAUUAAACGAGAAUCUGAUUAAUGAUAAUUUAAUAGAGCUUUCACAGAUGGAAUUGCUUGAUAUAGUUCCUAGGAACAAACAGGUAUCCGACACCGAAAGUUUAUCUUCGAUAGAAAUGACAAACAUGCAUUUGAUCUCUUCAACACCGCAACCACAAUCGGAGGAAGAAGAGCAGUUUGCCUCAUACAAACAUUUGAUCAUUCCGCAAGAAACAAAAUACAUUGAAUUAAUAUUAUGUUGCAACAAAGACGCCAUCACUUCAUACGCGCAACUGGCGCAAAAUAACGAUGAUAUAUUUUCUAAUGAGCUUCACGAAUAUUACCUACAAUACGAAGCUAUAAUGUCGGAGAUCCAAAGUGAUAUUUGUCAACAACCGUUAAUAACAUCUUUUGCGAUGAAUACUCCAUGUAUUGCGAAAUUUGCCGAUAACACGUGGUAUAGAUGUAUCAUCACUAAUAGCGAAAGAAUUCCAAAUACUCAGUAUAUAAACAUUUCAUUGUAUUACGUCGAUUUUGGUAAUCAUGAAUAUAAAAAAUUGGACGUACUCUCUAAAGACCACAAUUUACGUAUACCAAAGGAAGAAUGGCUGGAAUUACCCGCUAUGGCUAUUAAAUGCACAUUUUGGGGGCUAAACUAUGUCUCCAACGACAUUAGCUUGUUAGCGUCGAAACUAAAUGAAAUAUAUAAUCAAGCGGUCGUGGCCCGAAUUAUAGACAUUAACGAUGGAAAUAAUCUUGUGGUCGAGAUAUAUAAGGACAAAACAUGCCAAGAACUUUUUUAUGCUCAUUUAAUAGAAGAAGGUUUUUAUCAACUUAAAGACUCAAAGAAGACUGAUGAUCAAUAAUAGUUAUUUUCCAAUUUUACUUAAGUCACAUGCAUUUAUUUCAUAAGAUUUGUAUGAUUUAAGUAAGUCGAGAAAAAAUUCAUAACCAUGGAUAGUUUAUUUUGUGUAUGUAUAAAUAGGUUAUGAUUUAUAAGAGAAGCGUUGUAAAAUCUUAUUUUUAUAGAAAUGCAGCGAUCGUAUAUCACGUUUUGCUGUAUUAGGUUUAGAGAUUUUUUAUAUUAUCUCUCUUAUACUAACGUUGUGUACUCUUCGCAAUCUGUUCCUUUAACACUAAGAUACUUUGCCUCUGCUCAGGCGGAAGCAUUGCAAUUUGCUCGUCAGAUAAUUGCAACACUUGCAUUAUCAAGGCCGCCUGCGAAAAAAAUUAUAAUCUUUUAUUCUAAACGUAACUAUACUUAACAUUUUUUUACAUAUGUGAUAAAUUAAAAAAGUAUAUAAAUGUAAUGACACAUUUGACUAUCAUUCUGAUAUGUGCUAUACAGUCAAUCAAAUUCGUUAUGACCUCCUACAUACGUACAAGUGUGUUUUUGUUCUUAUAUUUUAUUUUAUAAAAGCAUAAGUAUUACGAUUAUAUAAGGACAUUUUGUUUGAGAUGACUUUACUCGUUAGAACCAAAUUACAAAAAAAAGCACAAACAAUAAAAGAUAAACAAUCUUGUCAA
Monomorium pharaonis (pharaoh ant) is the source of this 6696-nucleotide messenger RNA. It is a transcript of the gene qin, whose product is annotated as RING finger protein 17. NCBI's taxonomy places the organism in Eukaryota, Metazoa, Arthropoda, Insecta, Hymenoptera, Formicidae. Gene Ontology annotation, molecular function: zinc ion binding. The transcript has 27 exons. The record is from RefSeq and is a predicted model, not a curated record. Bases 627 to 6035 code for a protein of 1802 amino acids.